GGAUUUUGACCCAGUGACAGUGAUGGAACGGCGAUAUAUUUCCAAGUCAGGAUAGUGGGUGGCUUGGAGGGGAACUUCCAGGUGGUGGUGCCCCAUAUGUCUGCUGGUCCCAAUCUAGAUGGUAGUGAUCAUGGGUUUGCUUCAGCCGCUUGCAUUUCUAAAGCACCUUUAACAUAGUAAAAUAUCCUGAGGCACUUCUCAAGAACACAGAGUCACUAUAGAAGAUUCAGACAGAUGAUUAAAAGCUUGGCCAAAGCGGUAGGUUUUGCGGAAUGUCUUAAAGGUUGAAAUGAGGAGAGCUUUAGGAAUGGAUUCCCAGAAUUUGGGGCCGAGGCACCUGAAAGCAGAGCUGCCAAUGGUGAAGCAAAGAAAAUUGGCAACAUACUAUAAUCCAGAAUUGGAGGAAUGCAAAGAUCUCAGUGUGUUGUAAGGCUGGAGAUGAUUGCAGAGAUGGGGAUGGUUGAGUUACUCCUUGGCCGCUCAGUAUGUCUGUAAUGCAGUGGAGUUGUGUAUAGAUACCACUCUGUGUUCAGUGCUUGUGUCUUUACCCAUGCUGAAGGCCAGUUGUAUUCUGACUGGGAACAGCUAAAUGACCCUACACUAGGGAUCAAAGCUGGAGUCAUUCUGCUCUGUAUUAGAUGCGAAGGCGAUGCCUUUGCUUGCUGCCUUUAUUUAAGCUGAAUGUGAUUUACUGACUUCUCUGUAUUAGGAUUUGUCUGGUUAAAAUUACACAGUUCCAUUCAUGGUUUCACAUUAAGCAGAGAAUACCUGUUUGUAAUUCAAGGGUGCUAGCACAGUUGUCCGAGUAAUUAUUCAGAAAGGACAAAGGAUUCUUUUAUGCCUGCAUAAUAUUUUGGUAUGUGUGCUGAUUUGAAUUUGUGUAAAAAUACCAGCAGUAUAAGUUUGAAGUAGGGAGAUCCUGCACAAAUGAGCAGUGGAACUGUACAAUCUGUCAGCAUUUUAAAUGGAUGUAUCAAGUACAAUCUUAAAACUGCAUUGUUUUUAAGAUUGCUUUUAAACUCUCAAGUUUAGUGUCCGAUCCCGGGUGAAGUGGACUGAGAUUGAGUCAUUGCUACAGUUAGAAUUAUAGAAUAUUAUAGCACAGGCGGAGGCCAUUCGGCCUGUCAUGUCUUUGCUGACCCUUUGAAAUGCCCUCUGAACAAGGGCAAUUAGGGAUGGGGCAAUACACAUUCCAAUGAAUAAAAAAAACUCUAACCAAUGUCAUUUAAAAACGAUCAUUAUCACAUUGCUGUUUGUGGGAGCUUGCUGUGCACAAAGUGGCUAUAGUACAAUAGUACAAGAAGUAUUUCAUUGGCUGUGAAAGGUGUUAUAUAAAUGUAAAUUUCAUUUUUGAUCAUACAAUGCAGUUGAAUUAAUGCCCUAAUGCAAUUAAUGAUGGGUAAUAAAUACUGCUGUACCAGUGUUGGCUACCUUCCAAAGAACCCUUACUAGUUUCAUACUGGAGUUGCUUUAUAACUUUAAAACUAGCCCAGUUGGUAGUACACUCAGCUCAGAGACAAAGUCUCAAGAGAGUUGGAGCCCUACUCCCAAGAAACAAAAAAAGUAAUUAUUGCAUUUAUAAAGCACCUUUCGCAACCACCAGAUGUCCCACGGUCCUUUACAGCCUUUGAAAUACUUUUGAAGUAUAGUCACUUGUAAUGCAGGAAAUGUAGCAGGGUCAAUUUGUGCACUGCAAGCUUCUAAAAACAGCAAUGAGAUAAAUAGCAGAGAAUCUAUUUUUGUUUUACGAUUUGACUGUGUAAUAAAGAUUGGCCAGGACACUGGGGAUAAGUCCCAUGUCCUCUUCAAAAUAGUGCCAUUGGAAUUAUCUUUUACAUCCACAUGAGGGCAGACCAGGACCCGGUUUAACAUCUUAUCUGAAAGAAGGCACCUCCAACAGUGUGGCACUUCCUCAGUACUGCACUGAGAGUGUCAACCUUGAUACUUGUGCUGAAGACCUGGAGUGGGACUUGAACCUACAACCUUGCGACUCAUAGAUGACAGUGCUACCCACUGAACCACAGCCAACACUGUUGACAGUGUAAUCUGGAUGGAUAGUUCCACUCAUUGUCUAGGGAGUGCUACGCUGCCAAAGGUGCUGUCCUGAAGCGGGGUUACCAUUUGUCGUCCUCCAAUCUGCCGGGACUGUUCCAGAAUCUACAGAAUUUACGGAAGAUGACAACCAACACAUCUGCUAUUUCCAUAUUUCACAAAUGAGCCGCUGGCACCAAACCAUCACCAAAGAAAUGCUCAACAAAAGCCUUAAAGGGUUACCAUGGCGAUGAUUGGUGGCUCUGCAGCAUCCUUCCCAAUCACUAAUCACACAAGGGAGAGAGUAACUGUGGCUAAGCUGACGCUGGAAAAUUUCUACAGUAAUCUGAUCGCACAGCAUGAAGAGAGAGAAAUGAGGCAAGUACAGCUAGAAAAAGCCAUGGAGCAGGAAGGGUUGGCUGAUGAAGAUAAACAAAUGCGACGAACGCAACAUGCUCAGAAAGAGACGGAAUUCCUUCGCCUGAAGAGAACAAGGUUGGGCCUGGAUGACUUUGAGUCUCUGAAGGUUAUAGGAAGAGGUGCAUUUGGGGAGGUGCGUCUUGUACAGAAGAAGGACACCGGACACAUCUACGCCAUGAAGAUCCUUCGAAAGGCAGAUAUGUUAGAAAAAGAGCAGGUUGCUCACAUUCGGGCAGAGAGGGAUAUCCUUGUGGAAGCAGAUGGUGCUUGGGUGGUGAAGAUGUUCUACAGUUUUCAGGACAAGAGAAACCUAUAUUUAAUUAUGGAAUUUCUGCCGGGCGGUGAUAUGAUGACCUUACUCAUGAAGAAGGAUACACUGUCUGAGGAAGAGGCUCAGUUUUACAUUGCAGAGACCGUGUUGGCCAUUGACUGCAUCCAUCAACUGGGUUUCAUUCACAGAGACAUUAAACCAGAUAACCUCCUAUUAGAUAGCAGGGGACACGUGAAACUGUCUGAUUUUGGGCUGUGCACAGGACUGAAGAAAGCUCACAGGACAGAGUUCUACCGAAAUCUCACGUGCAAUCCCCCCAGUAAUUUCACUUUUCAGAAUAUGAACUCAAAACGAAAAGCAGAAACAUGGAAGAAGAAUAGACGGCAGCUGGCCUACUCCACUGUUGGCACCCCAGAUUACAUUGCCCCGGAAGUAUUCAUGCAGAAUGGAUACAACAAGCUCUGUGAUUGGUGGUCUUUGGGGGUCAUCAUGUAUGAAAUGCUGAUAGGCUACCCUCCUUUCUGCUCUGAAACCCCUCAAGAGACUUAUCGCAAGGUGAUGAACUGGAAAGAAACAUUAGUUUUCCCCCCAGAAGUUCCAAUUUCGGAGAGAUCAAAGAGCCUGAUUCUAAGAUUUUGCUGUGCGGCAGAUAAUCGAAUUGGAGCUAAUGGCGUGGAAGAAAUUAAAAGUCACCUGUUUUUUGAAGGAGUGGACUGGGAACACACCAGGGAGAGGCCAGCAGCCAUUCCAAUUGAAAUAAGAAGCAUAGACGACACUUCUAAUUUUGAUGAAUUUCCUGAAUCGGACAUCUUGCAGCCAGCACCCAACGUGACUGAAUCGGAUUAUAAAUCUAAAGACUGGGUCUUUAUCAACUAUACCUACAAGAGAUUUGAAGGACUGACUGCUCGAGGAACCAUCCCAUCCUACAUGAGGGUGGGAAAGUUAUGAAUAUGACAUGAAACUGCCAGUUACAGUGACCUGUGUUUCUCAAGCAUGAAGACUCACUGCUUCAUAUCCAGAAUCUCUGGAUUAAUAGAAUAUCUGCUGGAUUAGGAUCUCCUGCACCUAAAUUUAUUUUUAUUUAAACCUGUUAGCAGAGCACGAAUGCCAUGUACUUACUUGGAUUCUCCCCGUCAAUGAUGGGUUAAAACCAUCUGUUUUUGUGUGUGUGUUGUAUGUGUUAAUUUAAGGUAUGUGUGUGUGGGGAUUCAUCGCUCCGGACUAUUACAAGAGCUUGGGGUUUGUCCAUUUAUGCUGCGUGGAUGAGUUGAUAUGAAUGGUUUGCUUGUGGUGAGUCAGUUCCGAACUGAGAGCUUAUGAAACCUAGCGGUAGCCCCCUCCCACCCUCCACC
This is a messenger RNA of Carcharodon carcharias (great white shark), 4074 nucleotides long. RefSeq names its product serine/threonine-protein kinase 38-like. Gene Ontology annotation, biological process: peptidyl-serine phosphorylation; intracellular signal transduction. The record is from RefSeq and is a predicted model, not a curated record. Gene Ontology annotation, molecular function: protein serine/threonine kinase activity; ATP binding. Bases 2276 to 3670 code for a protein of 464 amino acids. NCBI's taxonomy places the organism in Eukaryota, Metazoa, Chordata, Chondrichthyes, Lamniformes, Lamnidae. The transcript is spliced from 15 exons.